This is a messenger RNA of Linnemannia hyalina, 1566 nucleotides long. The record is from the annotation of a GenBank genome assembly. Lineage: Eukaryota; Fungi; Mortierellomycota; Mortierellomycetes; Mortierellales; Mortierellaceae.
AUGACAGGAAUCGUUACUCUUCCACAGGAGAUCAUCUCCACGAUCACAGACUACCUCGACAGGAGAGAUCGCCUCCGACUGGCAACCACCUGCCAUAGCCUAUACAAGGCACUCCUCAGCCAACUGUGGAAGGAAGUCUACAUUCAGUCUGCCUUUCCUCACUUCCAAGACCCUCGCAUUGGCGAGAGAGUGGACAUUCCCCCCGACAGACCCAUCAUCACAAGCUCCAGACUGGAAUUACACGCACCUCUUGUUCAACACCUCAGCCUCCACGGUCCCUUCCCCCAAGAGUACCACACUAUCGUGUUCCCCUACCUUCAUAUACUUGGACUGUACCUCGACACCAGCUAUCAUGCCCCCUUCGACGACACCCAGACGACGUUUAGCUACGCGCUUGACGCAUCAAUGCGGGCAGAGCAGUAUCGCCAUAGAGCAGCACUUAUUCGACAGAACCCGACUAUCAAGGACCUCCGAAUCCAGGUACGUGAGCCUCAACCCACGGCUGACUUUUGGGACACUAUUUCGACGACACUCGUCAACCCAACCCGGCUUGUCGUCAUGGGUUUGAGGCGAACCGAGGGUGAAACCCUCGACGCAUUCUGGAGAGCAUGCAGCUUGUUCGAGGAGAUCCACUGCAGUGCCGAUAGCAUGGACUCCACACGCAUCUUGUCGCAACUCUCGUUCCCUCGACUUUUACGGGUAUCGCUCCGGUCUAGUGUCAAGUUCCAGAUGGGCUUUUGCACUCGAUCGCAACUUGUUUGGUUACGGCGGUGUCCUGGACUGACGCGACUGCAUUGGAAGUUUGAUUCGUUCGGAUUCCCGUCGAGCAUGUUUGCAGAGGCUUUGGAGCAAGGAACGUGGCCAAGUUUGGACGAUUUGUCGCUGGAGAAGCUGGGUGACGGGGACGAUGAUCUUGCGGCGAUGUCGGCUCAUUUACCACCUCUGCGCUCCUUUCGACUACGAUCAAAAAGAUUUGGGCCUUUAACCUUCAACACCCUUCGUGCGCGACUGUUCAACACCAUCAGGGUUCUGGAUUUGACUGGGAACGACCAUUUCACAAGUCGGAUGGCACUGGAUGUCCUGCGGGAGUGCGUUCAUUUGGAACGCUUUCACGGAGUGACCAUCAUUGCCCAGGAGAUCGACAACGAGCAGCGACCCUGGGUUUGCUUGGGAUUGAAACGACUCGCGACGAUAAUUGUCUCUGGCACGGAUGCAUCGAGCAGGGCGGUGUUUGGGGCACUCUCGAGAUUGACCGAACUGGAGAGUCUGGAUCUUGAUAUGGGACUGGAAGACUGGAAAACCGCGCACGUUGUACCAAGUGGUAUGUACCGAUUGCCCUGGAAUCUGGAGCAUGGACUGGGUCAAUUGUCGACGUUGACGAAACUCAGGACUGUCACGUUUGGGAGCACCGUGCAGGCGAUAUUGACAGACAAGGAUGUGGAGUGGACUGCCGAGAACUUGCCAGCAUUGGAGGAGGUGAAGGGAAGACUUUGUUUAGAUGCUGAGCGACAUGAGAAGUUGGCUAGAGUUCUUGGACGACGAGGCGUUCUGCAUGUUGACCAUUGA